This is a messenger RNA of Photinus pyralis (common eastern firefly), 657 nucleotides long. RefSeq lists its product as uncharacterized. The transcript has 2 exons. The record is from RefSeq and is a predicted model, not a curated record. Gene Ontology annotation, molecular function: odorant binding. NCBI's taxonomy places the organism in Eukaryota, Metazoa, Arthropoda, Insecta, Coleoptera, Lampyridae. Bases 176 to 586 code for a protein of 136 amino acids.
GAACGUUUCUGCUGAUUGUUUCGACCUAUAAAGUAAACAUUUAGCUUAUUUAUAACAGAUAAGCUCAAGCUAGAGUUCAAUCUAAGUGAGGAUCAGUAUUAACUGUGUUAGUUCACGUCUUCACGUUACAAUGCAAUUUAAUUUUAAUUAACUGGUUGAUUCCAAAUUUGCCGUUAUGUAUCUGGUAUUAAUUGGGACGGUACUUCUUAUUACACAUACUACAGUCUACGGUCUUCCCUUAAAUGAAAAAGAACGAGCUUGCGCAGAAAAACACAAUUUGAGUACAAAAAACAUCGAAAUGUGGAACAUCGAGCCCCUUAUUCCAGAAGACAACGUCGAAAUGCUGGAGUACAUGAGCUGCUACUGGAAGAAUUUGGGAUAUCUUACGGAAGAUGGAGAAAUUGAUUUUGUGAAAUUGGGCGACGUCGUGCACGCUGAUUUAAACGCUAGGUUUCAUGCGGAAUUUGGGCAUAUCGUGGCGUUUAUUAUGGACAAUUGUAAACAAACCGUACACGGCGAGACAGACGGUUUGAGGGCUGUGAAAAUGUGGAAUUGUUUAAAUGUUUAUACCGAAAACUUAUUUUAGUUUAUAAGUCGAAAGUGUUUAUAUGCUAUGCAUAUUUAUUUAAUUUACAAAUUAUCUAUAUUUAUUCUUGU